CCUCUCACCAUCAGAUCUAACCUCUUACAGGCAGUUACAGGUUAUUCUGGGGCUCAGACUUUGGCCUCACAACAGGAACUGAUGACAGAGCCUCCUCCACUCAAUCUGCCCUAAGGACUCAGGACUUUCUGGAACUAUCCGAAGACUUUGGACUAAGACUGGAUUGGUUUCUUGAGCGAGAAGCACAAAGGCUCAGCUCUACUCAGAAUAAAUGGCUUCCAUACCAAAGGAUCUCUGCUGCCCGGCCUGUCAGGGGGUCUUCAGGGAUCCAGUUAUCCUGUCCUGUAACCACAGAUUCUGUAACAACUGUCUGCAGAGGAGCUGGAGAGGGAAACAAACACCUGAAUGUCCAGUUUGUAAGAGAAUAUCACCAAACAAAAAUCCACCAGUUAGUCAGGCGUUAAAGAGUAUGUGUGAGGCCUUCUUGUUAAAGAGAGGUCAGAAAGCAUCAGGGGAACAGAAGAAGAAACUUCAGGAAGCUCUGAAGUCCUUAAAGGACAAGCUGAAGGAUUCUGAGAGAGUUCAAGACAAGUUUGGUCGAACACUGGACCACAUUUGGAUCCAGGCUCGUCACACAGAGAGGCAGAUUAAGGAGCAGUUUAAGAAGCUUCAUGAGUUUCUAGCAGAGGAAGAGGAGGCCAGGCUGCGUGCACUGAGGGAGGAAGAGGAGCAGAAGAGACAGAGGAUGAAGGAGCAGAUGGAGGCUCUGAGAGUACAGAUAGCAGAUCUUUCACAGACAGUCAGAUCCACAGAGGACCAGCUGACGGCCCAAGAUGUCUCCUUCAUGAAAAACUACAAGGCUGCAGUGGAAAGAGUCCAGCAGCGCCCCCUGCUGGAGGAUCCACAUCUCCCCACAGGAGCUCUGAUAGACCAGGCCAAGCACCUGGGCAACCUGGGCUUCAACAUCUGGAUCAAGAUGAAGGACCUGGUCUCCUACACGCCCGUCAUUCUAGACCCAAACACGGCCCAUCCUGAGUUCGUCCUGUCUGAUGAUCUGACCAGCAUGAGCGGAGGAGAGAAGCAGCAGCUCCCUGAUAAUCCAGAGAGGUUUGAUGAGUCUUGGUCUGUCCUGGGCUCUGAGGGGUUUAACUCGGGGAGUCACAGCUGGGACGUUGAGGUCGGAGAGGUUUCAUACUUUAGAGUGGGCGUGUCGGUCCAGAGGAAGAGGAACAUGGAGUCUGGAUUCUGGGGGAUUGAGUUACAUGAAGGAUAUUCAGCGUGCUCGCCAUCAUCUCAAACCCCUCUAAAACUUCAGAGGAGACCCCAGAGGAUCCGAGUGGAUCUGGACUGUGACAGAGGAGAGCUUUCCUUCUCUGAUCCUGAUACUAACACACUCAUACGCACCUUUAGUCACACUUUUACUGACAGGAUGUUCCCCUACAUCAGCUUUUUGGAUGCUUUUGUAUUAUACGUCUUCCCUUUAGAAGACAUCAAAGUACCGCUGAAGAUUUUACCCAUGAGAGUGUGUGUGAACCAACAACACACUGAUGGAGUCUGAGUAUUUCCUCUCCUCUCUGUCAGAUGGUUAUACCUCCCUCUUGUGGUCAAUUGGUAUCAUUACAGUGAAUUGUGCAUGCAGUUUAAUGAAUGUAGUGUGUGCAUAUAAAAUGACAUGCAUCAUAAUAGAAUGAACAUGCAGUUAUUGUGGACUAACCUUCAAGCACAUAUCUGCUCUCUUCUCUUUACAGUUUCAUGUGGAAUGUCAGCUCCACACACAAAAAAAUUAACCAGAGGAAUUGUUCAUAAAAUUAUUAUGUUCUCUUAACUUAACAUAUAUGCAUUUGUUGGGUUUAAAUAUAUUUUUCUGAUAAAAUCAAUGUAAAUGUGUCACUUGUCCCCUGUAAAAUAUAUUUGAGUUAAAUGUGUUAUGUUGUCCUAAAGUAACACAGUCUUUUUGGCUGAAUGUAAUCAAAUAUAUUAACUUUUUCCACCUGUUUUAAAGGCUUUAUUUCAACAUAAAUUAGUUGUUCAGGUCCAUUAUAAAACAGUGGAGUUUGGCCAACAGUAUGCUGGCCCAGUGUGACCGUUUUAAGUUGAGCCAACAUUUUCCUGUCAUGUUGGCCUAAUGUGAAACAGUCGUGCUGGGUUAUAACUGUUUCACGCUGGCUCUAAACUAUUAAUUCUUGUUGAAAGAAAUCGAAUAAAAUAGGUGGAAAAAGUUGACAUAAUUCCAUUAACUAAAGCCAAAAAGUUAUUUUUCUUUGUGCAGGAAUAGCUGUGUUUUGUGUUUUCUAACACUGUCAGAGUUACUGACACUUACAGUCUGUGGGUCUGCAGCAGUGUGUCAUUAUUCACUCUUUAGAGCAGUGGGGAUCUGUGGCUCUUUUGUGUUCAAAUAUUAUUCCCUCCAGAACUUUUAAAAAGGGAAACUUUGACCUCAGAAUUAUCCAUUACAAUUUGUUUCCCACACUUACCCAGUUGGCUUUAAUUGUCAAACUUAAUUGUCAACCUUUAUUCAUAGUCUGCAUAUUUUCAUCACCCUUAUUUGCAUUUCUGCCACUUUUCCCCUUUUUUUUGCCACUGUUAAUGAUUUUGUUCUGCUUUUAGCCCAUUUUUGCCACUUCUCUUUGGAAUUUUUUGCUCCUAUUUGGCCAUUUUUGCCACUUUUUGCAAGCUUUUUAUUAGGGAUGCACCAAUCCACUUUUUUUCAGUUCCGAUCCGUUUCCAAUAGAGAAGUGCCGAUACUGAUUCAGAUAUAUAUAUAUAUAUUUAACAAUUAUUAUUGUUGUUGGUAUAAUAUGUGAGGUUAUAUGAGGCUGUAGUAAACCACCCAGCUCAUCUUAUUCAAAAGCAAAAACAAAAAUAUAUAUAUAUAUACACAAAUGAACUGAAUUUAAAUGUAUGGGCUCUAUGCACGAACUGCUUCUGCAUGUGGCGUUAGACCGCUCCCACACUUCCAGCCGGGAGAAGAGAAUGGCGUAUGAUGGCAAAAUCGUUGCGGUUUACUGGCUGUUUGCAUGAGUUACCUGAGCUGACUGCCAAAGACGAGUUCAAUUUAGCUGAAGACGUACAUUGCAGCACGCAGCAACGAUGUCCAGAAGUGCUUUUAACCUGUUUUUGAAACAUCAUUUUAGCAUGUUUGGAUGCCAAGCGACGAUGGUAGCGUGAGCACAAACAACAAUCGAAACAAAAAAAGACACCGAAACGGACAAAUUAAGGCAGUAUAGGAGGGUUUAGAUUCCAUUUUGGUUUAGCACGUAUCGUUAGGCGGAAGUUGAGAACCGGUCUUAUUUUCCACCCCCUGCCGUGCAUAGAGCCCAUUCACAACAAAUUUAUUUGAACUACUACUAAAAAAUAAAAAUCAGCAACAUCCACAAAACAACAACUGAGUAUGAGUUAUAAAUCUCUGUCUAUACUGUCUUUAAUGAACCUCCCACCACUAGAGGCCGCUGUAGCUUCAGUUAAUGGCCGCAGCUUCCUCUCUGACGCUUCACCUGAUGUAAACAAUGAGAAGCUCGGCGGUGGCUAAGCUGUUAGCGUGUAGCAGGAAGACCGCGGUACGACAGUUUUCCAAAGUAGUAAAUGGAAAUAAAGUGGUACGUGGGCUGUCGAGGGUUAAGCUCACGUUUGACUACUCACCCGAAGUGAAAAGAGGCCAAAUAUCAAAGCAGGAUAUUAAUCUGCAAAGAGGAACGAAGGCGGGCAGCGCUAGCUUUCAAUGCUAGCCACGCUGUAGAGAGUAUAUCAGGCUAACGUCACGCCCUCUCUCCUUUGUGUCCUCUCGUCUUUAGACUAGCUUUGACUACUCUAAAUACAGAUUUAGGUUAAAUCUACUGGGUAAUUAUACCGCUAAGAACAUGCUAACUAACACUAGCUCAGUCACACACAGACUGUCUCUGUUAGGCUGCGGUGCGUUCAUGGUCUACCGCAAACUGUAGGAUGGGUUUGGAUUGGAUCGGUCCCAUCCCCACUUUUUAUUGACAUUUUGCCAUUCGUUGCCUCUUUUUGCCAAUUUUCCCACAUAAAACUCAUUUUUUGUCACUUCUCACUCAUGCUUGCCACUUUUUUCCCUUUUAAUGACUUUUUCUCCCCAUUUUACAGUUUUUGCCAUUUUAGGCCUAUUUGCAGUUUUUGCCCACUUUCGGCUGCCGUUUGCCACUGAAUGCUAUUUUUUGACAGUUUGCCACUCUUUGCUCAUUUUAUGCCCUUUUGAGUCACUUUUCAAUCAUUUUGUGCAACAUUUUUGCCAUUUUUUCACCA
Molecule: messenger RNA, 4200 nt
Organism: Cheilinus undulatus (humphead wrasse)
Lineage: Eukaryota; Metazoa; Chordata; Actinopteri; Labriformes; Labridae
Product: nuclear factor 7, brain-like
Exons: 2
Coding region: 212-1498 (428 amino acids)
Molecular function (GO): metal ion binding; protein binding
Source: RefSeq, a predicted model, not a curated record